AUGAUUACACUAGAUUAUACCUUUUAUCGCACGAUAGUUUUCGUGCCUUUUAACUUUUUCCGUGUCAAUGUGUUCCAAUCGAUUUCGCUAUUUUAUGGCGCUCACCCUUGGCAUUGGUAUUUUACCCAAGGAAUUCCAGUCGUCGCCGCUAGCUUUCUUCCGUUCAUUAUAAAAGGCAUUAUCUCAUCAGAACCACUUUUGCCAAGAACAAAACCUUUUGUGUCAUUGAUGCUUUGGGUGAUCAUUGGAUACAGCUUUCUCGGUCAUAAAGAGUUCCGUUUUAUUUAUCCCAUUUUGCCAAUUGCUAUUAUAUUCUCCGGAUUUGGUUUAGCAGAAAUCGCGCGAACAACAGAGCAGUCGCAGAAUUCCAUACAUCGUCAUUAUUUUAAAGCAUCCAUAGUAAUUUUGAUAAUAACUCAGAUACCAUUGGCUUAUUAUACAAGCUUUAUUCAUCAACGUGGAGUUGUCGAUGUGAUUGAUUACUUGAGGAUAGAAGUAAAACAAGGAAAAGUGAAAGAUAUUGGAUUUUUGAUGCCAUGUCAUUCAACACCGUUUUAUAGUAAUAUGCAUCAGAAUGUUACAAUGUGGUUCCUCACGUGUGAGCCUCCAAUGAGUGCUACGACUGAUACCAAUGAACUGUUAUUGGAUGAAGCAGAUAUAUUUUACACUGACCCUCAGCAAUAUUUAACUGGUCGAUUUGAGCCUUUAACAAUCAAACAAAAGUCGAAUAACGAUAUAUCAGAGAGUAUUAACACAAAUCCAUCGCGUGAAAAAUGGCCAAGUCAUCUUGUUAUUUUUCAAGCUUUGUUAAAGGACCUUGAGCCGUUUAUUGAUAAAGCACAGUACCGCCAGUGUGCAAAAUUCUUUAAUUCUCACUUUCAUGAUGAUUGGCGACGAAGAGGCGAUGUAAUUGUAUUAUGUCGUGAUAAUAUUAUCGAGACUUGA
Messenger RNA from Ambispora gerdemannii, 945 nucleotides. The record is from the annotation of a GenBank genome assembly. NCBI's taxonomy places the organism in Eukaryota, Fungi, Glomeromycota, Glomeromycetes, Archaeosporales, Ambisporaceae.